GAAUAUCAGAUGCAUCAGAUCAUUGGAGCAUGUUCAGGAAUAGAAGCUGGAAUUGGAGCAAAACAAUCCGCCGAAGAGAUUGCUCAUGGUACUAUGACAGUGCGGGGUCGUGAACGAACUGAGAUCGUGAGAAAUUGCUAGAGUAGUAAACAUGGGGACAGUAGAGAAAGCUUUGACUGAGAAGCUGUCGGGUCUGUCAGUAGGGACAGACUUCAUUCCUGAGACAGAUGUGGUAAAAGAUUCUCGAUCAAAACGAAUGAAAGGCGGGAUGCAUCUUGAGUCAGACUUCGGUGGAGAGCAAGAUUGUGGCAUUGAUUCCAGGGGAGCGAUGUCGGGGGUAGAAAGUUCUUGCGAGAAACUGGAGCCAGUGUUAACGGAAAAUUCCUAUCGACCGUCUUGCUCCAACUCGAUGUUGCAGGAAAGGCAGGAAGAGGAGGCUGCUCUCUGUACUGAACACUCCGAUGGCACUCCCGACGGGUUUCCCUCCAUCUUACCAUACGCAGAUUUGAAAUCUCGUCUCACGCUCAUGAGGGUAAGCAAGCAAAUGCGCAGCCGAGUGAAUGAUGUUCUGGUGUGGAGGAAGUUAGAGGUUGAACGCCCUCAAAACAAGUCCCUUACAGAUGGCAUUCUCAUGACCCUUGUCAAGAGGGCAGGUGGAUUACUGAAGAGUAUGAGACUCGUCACAUGUUUAAUGAUCUCUGAUGAAGGAUUAGCCAAUGCGCUAUCACUCUGUCCCCAGCUCGAGAAGCUGGAGGUCCCAGGAUGUAUACAGCUCAAUAUUAAUGCCCUUGUGCAUACGGUGGAGCAGCACUCUGCAAUGAGUCGUUCGAAAGGGAUGAGCGGUAUCAAACAGUUGCAAAUCCUUGGAAAAUUUGAAAUCCAGGAGCAGAACGAGUUUACUCAGAGAGAUAUGAUUUUGAGAGCAAACGGACUCCAUUUAACGACCACUUGGACUCUUUACCAAUCACCGUGGACUUGGCCUGUUUACCUGUCCUCAAGUACCAUUGAUGACGAUCGAGCUAUGGAUGUUGAGAAGUGUCACUUGUGCAAAUUUGGUUAUGCGAAGGUUUUGUUCGACUGUACGAGGAAAAGUUGUGAGAAUGCAGCAAGGAUUGACACCAUCAAAGCUUGCGAGGGGUGUUUCAUUUGUUUGCCGAGUUGUAGUGGGUGCGGUACUUGCGUGCCUUAUGACAAGGAGUUUGAGAGGGCUUGCUGCCGGCGGUACCUUUGUUUCAGCUGCUGGGCGCAGUCGCCCAAGUGCGCAAAAUGUAACACCGCCAUUUGCCGGCAGCACAAGGAGGAUUUCAUGGAGAGGACCACUCUUAGCGCCUUGUCGGGGGUAUGUGAGAGGUGCGCAAAUGGUGGGAGAGAAACUGACGAAUUCCUCGAAUUAGAAGAUCUUUGUUUUGCUUUAUUUGGGGAUCCUUGGGGACCUUUUGACCUUAUUCCGGAUUAUAUGUAGGUUUAGGAUAGGACCUGUAAGAGGUAGAACAAAACGUGUGCAUGGUUUUUUCUACCCCUUUAAGGCAUCAUGCGAGCCAGCCGGUACAAAAGUCAUCGUGUGAGAUAAACGAUAGAGGGCACCUGGAUGAGUUCUUGGAAGGCGAUUCAUGCUUUGAUAUAGAAUAAGAAGAGUCCACAUAGGAAUGCAUGAAAACCCAUCGAGCAGACCCACUGCAUUCUAUUCUGUUUUCAGGCACCGGACCGUAACCAGUUACAAUUCUGAUUCACCUGCGGCUCUGCACGAGGAUUGGAAAAACAAGACCAUUCAUUUUUUUGAACAUAAGAACUCAUCCUUAUACUUAUACGAGCUUGCGUUUUCACGUGCUCUGCUACUAUGUGCUAUUGUCUAUAUUUACCAUGCAAGCAGAGACGUCAUUUCUACUGC
Molecule: messenger RNA, 1888 nt
Organism: Marchantia polymorpha subsp. ruderalis
Lineage: Eukaryota; Viridiplantae; Streptophyta; Marchantiopsida; Marchantiales; Marchantiaceae
Source: the annotation of a GenBank genome assembly